CAUCGUAACAGUAAUUGCAGUAUAAUGUAGGUAAAUUAAUUUUGGUUUUUGAUUUAUUUAUUGUUUUCUGAACACGCAUAUUUUACCUUCAUUUGGCAUAUUUAAUCGAGGAGAUAAAUCUAAAGAAGAAUAAAUUGGAUCAAUAUUAGGAAAUAGUUUUGAACUCACAAGUUCUGUUUUAGUAAUAAACAUUUAAAUCCUUUCCAUAUUUGAUUUAUAAUAAAACCUUAAAUAUGAGUCUAUUAGAUUUAUGUAAACAAUAUUUUAACACAACUAAUUUAUAUGAAAUUCUACAAAUCGAUGAAAAAGCUUCAGAUAAAGAAGUGAAAAAAGCUUACCACAGACUAUCUCUGAAAGUUCACCCGGACAGGGUUAAAGAAGAAGACAAAUUAGAAGCUACUGAAAAGUUUAAAGUCCUUGGUGCUGUUCAUGCGAUUUUGUGUGAUAAAGAGAAAAGGGAGUUUUAUGAUACAACAAAGAGUGUGGAUGAUGGAGAGUACAAUAUUAUUAAAGACAGAAAUUGGACUGUGUACUGGCGAUUUAUGUUUAUAAAAAUUACAGAAGAAGAUAUUAAAGCAUAUGAAAAAGAGUAUAUAGGAUCUGAAGAAGAAAAGAAGGAUCUAAAAAAUGCAUAUCUGGCAGGUAAAGGUGACAUGGAUUAUAUUGUAGACCAAGUCCCAUUUGCGAGAUUAGAACAUGAAGACAGAUUAAAAGCAAUAUUAACUGAAAUGAUAGAUGAAGGAGAAAUCCCAGCUUAUAAAAUAUUUACUCAUGAACCAGCUAAAAAACGUCAACGUAGACAUGCCAAGGAAAAACGAGAAGCAGAAGAGUUUAAAAAAGAAUUAGGUUUAGUUGAAAAUAAUUUAGAAUUAAUGAUAAAAAAGAAACAAGAAUCAAGAGCAUCUCAAAUGAAUUCAUUUCUUGAUAAUUUUGCUGCAAAAUAUGGUGAAGGUAAACCAAAAGGCAGGAAACGUAAAGCUAAAGAAACCAAGGAAACCACCACCAAGAAACGAAAAUGAAGCUGCUCUUUUUAUUUUAAUUUUUUUAAUUGUUAUUCGUGUGUAAUAUAAUGUUUUCACCGAGCGGCCCGAUCGGGAAUAGACACAAUAGAUUUUCUAUUGUGUCUGUGAUUCCGGGGGCUGAGGUAUUGUUAUUUGUGUAAAAUAUAUAAUAAUAUGUUGUUUAUAUUUCACAUGUCUUAAUCUGUUUAAGACAUGUGAAAAAAUACUUUAUUUUAUUAAACAAAAACAAGUAUCCUCAAGAAUUUUCCAAAUAGCUGCUUUUAAGGUGCUUUUACACCAGGAAGUGCGUGGAUGCGUAUCAAGAGGUGUUUGUAAAGAACCAAUAGUGUUGACUUUGACACCGUCUGUAGUUUAGAAGCCGCGGCAAGUGGUGACGUAGCUGAAGUGCUAUCAGGUAUAAGAAACAGUAAAAAAAACGCAUAAACUGUUUCUUAUACGCCAGUUACAAAAAGAAUUGGUCAAUUAAUGAAGGUGCUAACUCCUAAUCCUAGUUUCGCAUUUGUUGUGAUAGCAGCAAUACCUACAUAAUCUCGUGGCAUAUUAACAUAGCACAUCUUUGGUGGAAAGGCAACCUAAUAAUUAGAAAAAAAUUCAAGCUUAGUCAAAUAUCAACCAUUAAAUAAAAAUAAAAGAGUGGAUUACUACA
Colias croceus (clouded yellow) is the source of this 1668-nucleotide messenger RNA. RefSeq names its product dnaJ homolog subfamily C member 9-like. Gene Ontology annotation, cellular component: nucleus; cytoplasm. Gene Ontology annotation, molecular function: heat shock protein binding. Lineage: Eukaryota; Metazoa; Arthropoda; Insecta; Lepidoptera; Pieridae. The record is from RefSeq and is a predicted model, not a curated record. The coding region runs from base 234 to 1019 and encodes 261 amino acids. The transcript has 5 exons.